AUGUAAUUAGAAGAUGCAUAACAAUUUGAUUUAAAUAUAAAUGAUUUUAAUAAUCUAUCUUUUUUAACUGGUUAAGCUUUAUCUAUAAUAUCAAAUAUAAGUCCAGAAAAUUAAGGAAAAUUAGAACAAUAAAUAACAAAAGAAUUUAAAACAUUUUUUGGAUAUAAAAAUGAUGAAACAAAUUUAACACAUAUUAAAUAAUUAAUGCCAUCUAAAUUUGCAGAAGUUCAUUCUGGAUUAGUUGAAAAUUUCUUUUUUAAAGGAUAAAGUGAUAGAAUUAAUAAUGCAUCUAUUGCAUUUAUUUUAAAUUAAAAAAAUUUAAUUGAAUAAAUCAAACUAUGUUUAAGUUAUUUUUUCCCUGUUGAUUUAAGAGACACAUCUUUUUACAUGAUUGCACAUGUUUAGAAAACAUCAAAAUAAGAUUAAGAUAUUCAUGAUGAAAAUUUAACAGGUUAUUUUUUAAUUGAUAAAGAAUUUAAUAUUUUUGGAAUGACUUAAAACAUUUAUAAGAAAUUAAAUUAUAGAUAUUAUUUUAAAAAUGAUGUUAAUGCUAAUUUAAUUCCUCCUUAAUAAUUUUAUAAUGAUCACAAUAUUUUUUCAUUAAUACCAUCAUUUUAAUAGAAAUUAUAAAAUUAUUAUGAAAGAUAACCUAAUGGAAGUUUGAGAGAUAAUGAUAUAAUCUUUAUCAAAGAGAGAGGUUUAUUAAAAUUAGAUUUUCAUAAAUAAGAAUAAGAACAUUCUGCUUCAAAAUAAUUCAAUAAGAAAUUCUCAUUUACUAAAUUUACAAAUAAACAAAUUUUGAGUUAAAUGCUUGACAAAAGUAGUGAACUAAUAAACUUUUAGAGUAAUGAAAAUAUUAAAUAUUUUCCAAUUGAAUAUACUGUUACUUAAAAAAUCUUACAUGCUUAUAAUCUAAAUAAUAAAAUAGAUCCAUUUUUAUAUUAUUUGAUUGAAAUUGAAAUGUUAGAAGAUUUUAAAAAGAUAUAAGAUUUAAACAAUAGUACUAAUAAAUUUUUAAAAAAUAAUAAUAAUAAGAAACAAUAAUCACCUUAAAAAAUUGAAACAUAAAGAUAAACUACUGCUUAAUUGUUUUAAUUUGAAGCUAUCAAUUUUGUAACUAGUGAUCAUUUAAUUUCAUAAAAUGGUGAUAAGGAAGCCCUUGCAAAAGAAUCUCCUUAAGAAAAAUAGAAAUAAAAAUAAAAGUAAAAGAUUUUAUAAAAAGGACUCAUUCCAAUAUAAAAUGAUGCCUAAAGUUAAAAGUCAUCAAUAAUGAAUAUCCCUAAUAAAGUUCAUAAAUUUGUUGAAUUUCUUCAAACAAAUAAAUAUCCAUCUAUAUUUCAUGGAAUAUUUGGAUUAAUUAUAGCUCAUUUUCUUAUAGUAAUAUUUUAUAUUAGCAUUACAUCUGUUUUAUUUCAUGAAAAAAAAGAAAUUCAAUCAAAUUGCAUAAUUUAUACAUUUAGUGAUGUUGAUUAUUUUAAUGGUUUUAGUUUAAUUUUAUCUGGAUCAAGACAUACAAUAUUUAAUUCAAAUUAUUUCAGUAUAUUAUAACCACUUAUUUUAAAAGUGGAUAAUAAAUCAUUAAAAUUAACAAGUAAGGAUUGUAUAAUUAUUUCAUGGCAUUUAUUAAUGUCAGGAUAAUAAGAUCUUGUUGGAAAAUAUGAAAACUAUUCAUAAAUAUUAUUAGAAUAUGAAUAAAAAUAGAUUACAUAUUAUUAUCCUGAUUAUUCUAAUUCAAAAAUCUUAAGUUAAGUAUUACUUGAUUAAGCUACAUAUUAUACUACUAUGUACCUUUAAUUUUAUUUUACUUAUCGAAGCAUUUUAUCAUUGAAUGCUUAUUUAUCUGGUGGAAAUGACAAUAUAUUUUUGUAAUUAAAUUAUUUAAAUUUAGAGUGAGAAAUAGAUAUAUACUUUAUUUUAAUUAUUAAGAUGCCAUUGAAUUAACAGAAGAUUCAAUUUAAUCAUGUUAUGAUUAUAAUAAUGAUGCAAAUAAAUACUUUGAUUAAUUAACUUAAUUAUGGUUUAUAAUUUUGUAUAUAGUAGCAAUAUUAAUUUUAAUUUUCCACAUUGUAACUCUUCUUAAAAUUAAAAAAGUAAUACAAAUUUAUUUAAAAUAAUUUAUUCAAAUAGAUUUUGAGGAAAGUUAAAUUAUAAUAAAAUAAUUUGAAAAUAUGUUACAAAAUUUAAAAUAAGAAAAUAUUUUAUUGAAAUAUUAAGAUUUUGAAGUUAUUAAAUAGAUUCCAUCUAAUAUAUUUUAAGUUUUAUAAUAAUAAGAAACUAAAACAACUUUAUAAGAUGAAAAUGAAAUUAAUUCUAAUCGUAAAAAAAGAGUAACAUCAAUUAAUGCAAAAAAAAUAAACUUUGCUACUCCAUCUUUUUCAAUUAGAAAAUAUCUUUUAUUAUAUAUAUUUUUGAUGUUACUUAAAAUAUCCUUUUCAGUUGUAUUUUAGAUUUAUUAUGAUUACUUAUCUUCUGGAAUUGCACCAGCAGCUUAAAGAGAAUUAGAAUCAUAAAAAAUGAGGUUAGAUUUCAUUAUGACAAUAAAUAUGUGGGAUACUUAUCUUUUAAAAUAAUUUUAUAAUGCUUCUUAACAUUUAGUAAAUACUAGUUCUAUAUUUAGUUAUACAAAUUAAAAUAUAAAAAAUAACUAAAAGUUAUUCAAUUUAUUAGAAAUUGAUAAAAAUUCUUUAUUAGAAAAAAUAAAAAUUAUUCAAGCUUAUGAUUUAACUGAUUUUCUAUAUCAUAAUUCAGAUGAAUAAAAUUAGAAUUUAUUAAUUUCUGAAUCUAAUAAAUAAAUCUUAUUAGGAUAGGAUGUUUGUUUAUUGACUAAUUGUAAUAUGAUAAAUGAUUUAUUUCAUGAUCGUCCUCAUACUGAAUAUUUGAUAGAUUAUUAUUAAGCUGGUUUAAUAUAAUUAUUUAAGAAUGUUUUGUAAGUAAUAGUAGAAUACAAUUAUUUAAUAACAGAUGACUCUUUAACACCAGAAUAAAAAGUUGAAGGAAUUGUUCAGAUGUAUUAAUCUUUCAAUUAUUUUAUAUAUAUAUUUUAUGGAUUGGAUGCUACAUAAUAUUAGAUAUCAUAAUUUUGUAAAUAUUUUUUAGAUUAAACUUUAAAUUAAUUAGAAUAUUUAACAUCUUCAAAUAUUAUUUAUGUUUUAACUUUUGGAAUUUUAUUAAUGAUAAUUACUAUUAUUGCUGAAUGCUAUAUUUUCUUCAAUUUCAUUAAUAAAUUUGAAUUAGCUAGAGAGAGUAUUAGAUAAAUUCCACUUGAGACUUUAUUUCAAAAAGGAAUACCAAAAAAAUUGAACAAUAUUAUGAUGAAAUAUAAUUGA
Messenger RNA from Paramecium primaurelia, 3326 nucleotides. Lineage: Eukaryota; Ciliophora; Oligohymenophorea; Peniculida; Parameciidae. The record is from the annotation of a GenBank genome assembly.